Messenger RNA from Eublepharis macularius, 567 nucleotides. Its product is annotated as THO complex subunit 3-like. Gene Ontology annotation, cellular component: THO complex part of transcription export complex. The record is from RefSeq and is a predicted model, not a curated record. The transcript has a single exon. Lineage: Eukaryota; Metazoa; Chordata; Lepidosauria; Squamata; Eublepharidae. Gene Ontology annotation, biological process: mRNA export from nucleus. Bases 1 to 567 code for a protein of 188 amino acids. Gene Ontology annotation, molecular function: protein binding.
AUGGUGCUUUCCCCAUACAUAUUGGCCAUGCAGGAAUUAUUUCGGGCCAACACGCACAGCCGCGAAUUCCCCACACAUGGGGCGAAGGUGCACUCGGUGGCCUGGAGCUGCUGUGGCCACCACUUGGCUUCGGGCUCCUUCGACAAGACGGCCAGCGUCUUCGUGCUCGAAAAGGACUGCCUGGUAAAGGAGAAUAACUACCGUGGCCAUGGAGACAGUGUGGAUCGGUUAUGCUGGCACCCUAGUAACCCAGAUUUAUUUGUCACUGCAUCUGGAGACAAAAUCAUCCAUAUAUGGGAUGUCUGCACCACUAAGUGCAUUGCCACUGUGAACACCAAAGGGGAGAACAUAAAUAUUUGCUGGAGCCCUGAUGGGCAGACUAUUGCAGUAGGGAACAAGGAUGAUGUGGUCACCUUCACUGAUGCAAAAACACAUUGGUCCAAAGCUGAGGAGCAGUUCAGGUUUGAGAUGAACGAGAUCUCCUGGAACAAUGACAACAACAUGUUUUUCCUCACCAAUGGCAAUGGCUGCAUCAACAUCCUCAGCUAUCCAGAGCUGAAACCUUAA